This is a messenger RNA of Poecilia reticulata (guppy), 3004 nucleotides long. The record is from RefSeq and is a predicted model, not a curated record. Lineage: Eukaryota; Metazoa; Chordata; Actinopteri; Cyprinodontiformes; Poeciliidae.
AUGUCCCGCAGCUUGGGCGUAACGCGCGAAAUCCUGGGAGCGUUCAUCUCCGUCAUGUCCAUCUGGAUCGUUACAGGAGCGCUCGUCUACUUAGCCAUCGAAAGGAUUGUACGCAACGACUAUGAGAUCGAGGGCCAUGUCAUGCUGGUCACUUCUGGAUUCGCCGUCAUUGUAAAUAUUGUAAUGGCCUACAUCCUCCACCACUCCACCACCCUCCACCCUCAUGGCAGAGGCUAUCAGCAGAUUGACGAGGACGGUCAGAGCCCGGUCAGUCAUGGCCACUCCCACGCGCUCCUCGGCAGCCAUGGCAACACGAGCGUCCGUGCCGCGUUCAUCCACGUGCUUGGCGACCUGCUGCAGAGCAUCGGCGUCACGGUGGCAGCCACCAUCAUCUACUUUCGGCCGGAAUACAAAGUUGCAGAUCCCAUCUGUACAUUCCUGUUUUCUAUCUUCGUCCUCUUCACCACCGUCACCAUCCUCAGAGACGUCUUCAGGAUACUCAUGGAAGGAUCGCCUAAAGGAAUCGAGUUCAACUCUGUGAAGGAAGUGCUGCUGACUGUGAAAGCUGUGAAGUCUGUUCACUCGUUACACCUGUGGGCCCUGACGCUGGGACAGUCGCUGGUUUCUGUUCAUCUGGCAAUAGAGGAAGGCGCCGACGCUCAGUCUGUGCUUCAGGAGGCCACAGAGCUGCUCUGCAACAAGUUUGGUUUCCAGAACAUCACCGUCCAGGUCGAGCUUUACUCUGAAGAGAUGAGCCACUGCUCCCACUGCCAGGACCCCAGGGACUGACAUCCAGACCAGAAUCAACUGGACCCAGACGGACUUGGAACGACUCAAAAACACGCUCACCACAUUUUCCACAGGUCGGCCUUCACUGCUGCUGACAGUUGUGCCACAUUCAUCAUGCAGCUUCCUGGUGAAGGAGAUGCACCGGCUGUUUUAGUACAUCAAUGUGUUGGACAGAAAGCUGCAAGAAAAUAGACAGCAAACUCAUCCAUGUGUUUGUAAAAGCAUGCAGAUGAUGGCGAUGGGGCUCCAUGCUAACGUUGAAGGUCAGCGCUAAAGUUUAUAGCUUCACAAAAGGUGUGAUGCAUUUGCUUUCACCUCAUUAAAAAAGAACUUCACAGACAGACAGUGGUGGGCACAGCUAACUAGAAACACGCUAACCCUGACGCACUGGUUCAGCUAUACAAAAGUGCUACCAAUUAGCAGAAGCUAAUGAGAAAGCGCUAAGCUUAAACUGCUGCUUAAACCGUCUCCACUCACUAACUAAACUGAAACGAUGUCAAACUUUAUUCAACUGAAAGUUUGCAAAACGACCAAUUAAAUUAGCGCUUUUAGAAUUUAUCCCAAAAAUGUAUUUAGCAGAAACUAAGUGUGCUCAAAGUUAGCAAAACUGCUAAAGAGCUAAACAAAAAAAAUAUUAUUAGCACUUUAGUUAAUUAGCAUAAGUGUGCCCACCACUGCAAAACACUAAUAAUAAAGCAUAGAAAGCAUGCUGGCUUAAAAUAUCCCGUAAGAAAGAGCAUUAGUAGAAAAAAAAACAGUGAAUAAUUUUGACUAGCUGAGCUGUAUGCAUCGAUUUAAAUCUACAGCUUUUAGUGCAUACAUCUGUAAAAAACAACCUGUUAGUGUAAGCUGAGAAACAGAAUGUAUUUUAUCAAAUAUAAAAAUUGAUGUAGUUCUUAUGAUUGUCACUUUUCCACUGCCAACUCUCCAGACACAAUCUUCCUGUCAAUGGAAAUCACUGCCUGAUAAUAUUUGUACACCAUAGAUUGUACCACUAAUUUCCAGACUUUGAUAUGACAUUAGUACUUUUUUUCCUUUCCUUCGAAUCAUUGUAAUAAGCUUUUAUUGUUCCAGAGAAAUAAAACCCAGGAGAUCUGCUUGUUCAUCAGUAAAAGCUGCUCUCAAAUUUUGGAGAACACAGAGAAAAAUCUCUUUAGACGGUUUGUACUGAUAUUUUAUUAUCUACAUACGUAGUUCCAGCAGAAGCCAUACGAAGUGCUGAUUCCAAAGGUUAUUUUUAAAAAUUAGAAAUAGAAAAGUUACUGGCAAAGUAAACUCGUAACCAGAAGAUGAACCUAAAACGUUAUCCAUCGCACGGAGCAUCUGAUGGCAGAUUUACACAUGGAUGAAUUUGAUGUCAUCUACCAACAACAAUGUCAUCAUGUCUGUUUUUACCUGCUUUCUGCUGCAGAUUGGACAAAAUUUGCAAAGUCAAAAAUCAGUUUCAAAAGCUCAUAAAUGUUUAUUUACAUUUGGCGUUGACCAAAAAUGCUUCCAAAGUUUCCGUUAAUGAGGAAGAAAAGCUUAAAUCUGCUUAUUGCAUACAGGUGGUUGGUACCAUAUAAAUACAGAAACCUUCCUGAGAUCAAUCACUGUGAAAACUAUCUAUUUGAUUAAACUUAUAUGCACAGCUGGAACCAUAGAACCAGUCCUUGGUUCCCAGUUUUUGGUAAGAUCCUAGUUUUUUGGGCAAUCAUCACAGAAUGUGUGUAAAAAAAAUUAAUAUAAAGAUUUUUAUAUAAACUAUUCAUUAUUGUCCAAGUGCCAAGGGUUCUGGGUGAUGAUCCCUACUCUAAAUCCCUCUCUGUGUUCCGAAAUGUUUUUUUUUUCUUGUCUAAUAUUUCCCUUAAAUAACAUUUGACAAUGCCAGGCUUCAGAAUCUGCUCUCUAGUACUUCUUAACAUCUAAAAUGUAGCAUUUCAGGAGAGAUUAUGAGCUGAUUUAGGUUGUUUUAGUGGCAAUUUGUAAUAAAUUUAGUUCAAAUUUGACAAUUAAUUAAGUUAGAGCAAUGAAAAGUUUAAAAUAACGCAGAAGUUACUAAUAUUCUGGAGUUCAUUGAAGUAUAAAGGGAAAGAAGUGAAAACUGAAGAAGAAUCCAAUGUAGAUACAAAAGAAUGGAGUAAAUUUAUGUCAAAAAACUACAAAGGAUUAUGAUUAAACUCAGAAAUUUGUAAGAAAAAACAAGAAGUUUAAAAAGACAAAGAUUUGCUGAAAA